Molecule: messenger RNA, 1221 nt
Organism: Phragmites australis (common reed)
Lineage: Eukaryota; Viridiplantae; Streptophyta; Magnoliopsida; Poales; Poaceae
Exons: 8
Coding region: 243-956 (237 amino acids)
Biological process (GO): transcription elongation by RNA polymerase II
Cellular component (GO): nucleus; elongin complex
Source: RefSeq, a predicted model, not a curated record
CGGUGCCCCCCGCACCAACGAACUGCUGCUUCUUUCUGCUCCUCGUCGCCGUCCUCCCCAAUCUGCUCGUAUCUGGAUUGGAGCGGAGGGGGGCACAUCCAUCCGGACUCGGAAUCGAUCUCUUUCCUCGUUCGGUUCGAUUAGGAUAUUCUUGUCCAUCUUCUCCCCCUCCGGCGCGCGCAAGAUCGAUCGAAUUUGAGAAUUCCCCGGCUAUAGCAAGCACUUGUUUUGGCAGGGAGAGGAUGGAGUUUGGAAGGAAGCCUCUUAGCCUGGUGGAGCUCUGCGUCCGGACGGUCAUCGACAACCUCCAGUACCUGGGCAGCGUCGACGGCGUGGAGAUGCAGCUGCUCAAGCGCAUCCUGCCGCACUGCACGCUGGAGCAGCUCACCUGCAUCGAGAACCGCACCAAGAUGGAUCUUAGCCCGGUCACCGAUGCGCUGUGGAAGCGGUUCUAUCAGCGGCAAUUCGGCGAGGACAAUUUGAACCUUGUCAUCAAAAAAAUGAAGCAGAGCAGAGCGCAUUACAAAUGGCAGGACCUCUUCAGGGCAAAAACAGAGAAGCAAAAGGAAAUUGAAGAUAUGAUGGUGGAGAAAUUCACAAAGAAGUUUAAGGCUGAGAAAGCUGAGAAACAAAGCAAACAAAUUAAACUUUGUACAAAGGUGCCACCAAGCAGCAAAAGAAGUUUCUUCGGGCGAGGUGGGCCUAGCAACCUAUCCAAUUCCAACUACAAGAGCCCUAUACUGAAAAAAGCUAGGAUAGAGGUUAACAGUCGAGCAAGAUUGCAGGCUGCUAUCCAAAAGAAUUGUCUUGCAAGGUCAUCUCAGCCAACAAGGAUGACCUCUCUUAGUGGACAGCCAAUGAGAACAACCACCAUUCAUAGACCCAAUUCAACAAUCACCAUCACCAAACCAAAUGGUGCAAACAGGCAAAUUCAGAACAGCAGACCCAAAUUAUAGAAAAUUGUUUACUGCGACAUCGCAUGUUCAACUCCAGAGCUCGUGUGGCUCUGCAGAAAGUAUUUCUCCUUUGUACAAGUUGUUACUUGCCAUUUCAUGAAGUCAUUGUACCCUGGGAAACAGCCUUUCCAGCUGUGCACUUGCAGAUGUAUCUUAAAUGUGCAUCCAUUUGGCGAAGGAGAAACACAACAAUUGUGCCAUAAGUUCAUUAUCAAUACUUGUAACAAUAUUUACUUAUUAAAGGGGAAAAACAUGUUUCUUGGUU